UUUUUUUGUUUGCAGUGAUUUUGCUUUCGAGUUCGUGGUGCUGUUUUUUUAUCAGUUCCUUUGUUUAUCAGGGUGAGAGGUUAAGAACAACAACCAGCGGAAGAAAAAAGGAGGAACACAGACCGCCGUGGUGUUCUUAAGCAUUGAACGAAGAAGCUUAUCAUUAGCCAUUGAGAGCUUCAGCAGCCAUUCUAUUGUUAUCACCGCCAUAUACUGAAGCACCUAGAAGAGAAGACAAAAUGUCUUUGAAUACUACAAACCUUCCCACACUACAACCAGUGUCGGAAACGUUUGAUGAACACCUUCUUGGUGAGGCGGUUAAAAGGGCAUCAUUGCAGUCUUCACCAGUGAAUCUGUCCAGUAACCUGAAUAGCUUGUCGCUAUCUGGAGGACCGUUAUCUAUGGAUGCAAUUCAGCAGCAGCAGCAACAACAACAACAACAACAAGAGUCAUUAUCACAGCAUCAGCAACAACAGCAUCAAUCGCAACAAGCAUCAUCACAGCAUCAACAUUCACAACAAGAGAUUCAACAUUCACAACAAAGUCAACAGCAGUUAGCAGCAGAGCUACAGCAACAGCCGCAACAGCUGCCUCAGCAUCAACAAGAUUCUUCGAUAUAUACUCUGAAGAUUAAGAACGCCCCCUCCGAUAUCUCAUUAAGAGAAUCUUACUGCAUCUUUGCUCUUGCCAAGGACUUCAUUGGACUUGAACUCGCUCCAGACUCCAACAAUUUGCCGGUGAUAUUCGCAAAGUUUAGAAGUUUAGCUGCUGCAUCUACGUAUUCCCAAAUGUUGGAGUCAAAUCAGGUAUUUGGUCCAACUUAUCCCUUCAAUUUGAAGACUGAAAUUGCUGAUGCUGGGUUCCCUCCAAACUUAAACUUGGGGAUCUCUUCGAAAAGACCGAGUAUUGGGAAUCACAGAUCCAGAUUCUUAUUCACUGACCCCUUCAGUAAUGAUACAAUCUCUGAAUCUGUGGAGCCUACUCAGCAACCGCACAAUGGUUCUGGAAAAUCACUGUUGAUGAUGGAGGCACAACAGGAUGCAAGAGAGUAUGACCAGUUUGUUAGAGAUCCAUGGGCGUUGCAACAAACGUCAAGCCAACCGGGAUCCACUGUGUCUUUGACAGCCCCUCAAUACCUAGGUUCACAACCGCAAACACCAGGUGUUGACUGGGACAGAAGAAUUCAACAGGGAUCCACUUUCUUCACUAACCCAUCGCCAUUGUUGAACUCACAAUUGGGGGCGUCGCAUGUUCAGUCGCAGUUAUCAUUAAACCAAAUAACUUCUCAGUUGCCGCCGUCUACACAGGCAUUGCCACCUGGAUUAAAUCAACAUGGGAAAGUUGGAGCACCUCCACAAUCAGCACCUGUUUCUCAACAGCUUUCAUCAUCAUCGUCAUCACAACAACCCGUGUCACAACAGUCUCAACAACAGUCUCAACAACAGUCUCAACAACAACAAUCUCAACCAAUAGUACAGCAACAACCUUCAUCAUCACAGCAUUCACAGAGCCAAGGGUCAUCACAACCGCUACAAUCUUCGUCAUCAACCAUAUCAAAUCGCUCAUCACAAGUUGACUUAUCACUCUUGGCUAGAGUACCACCACCUGCUAAUCCAGCUGAUCAAAACCCACCAUGUAAUACGCUGUACGUUGGUAAUUUACCUCCUGAUGCCACAGAGGCGGAACUUCGCCAACUGUUCUCCCCUCAAUGUGGAUUCAGAAGGCUCUCGUUUAGAACCAAACAAUCUAAUGGUCCAUCCGGGUCUGGAUCCUCCAAUCAUGCGCAUGGACCAAUGUGCUUUGUUGAAUUUGAAGACAUUGCAUACGCCACAAGGGCAUUGGCAGAGUUAUACGGCAGAACUUUACCAAGACCUGGUGGGGUUACCAAUAAAGGAGGUAUAAGGUUGUCAUUCUCUAAGAACCCAUUGGGAGUUAGAGGACCAGGACAAAGAAGAACUUCUGCUUUCAACUACCAAAACGGGUUCAAAAGUUGAAUUGCUGUAAUGACUUCUUUACCUCUUCUCUAUUGUUUGAGACUGAGUUGUAUCUCAUUGACAUUUUGUGUUUAUCGAUUAAGGACCAUUGAAUUUUUACCUGCUUGUCACUACAUUAUUAUCAGCUAUCUUGCUGGCCACUUAUAUUUCGGAAUUGUUCUUCUUGUGUUGUCUGAUUUCUUCUUUUAUCUAAUUUCCUGUUCCUUUUCUUUUUGUCACGUCCACAUUUCAUUUUUCUAUCUUAUCUUCUUGUGCUUAUUUGAGAGAACGUUGGGAGUAAUCGGUAUCAUAUUCCUUUCAUCUAAUGGUGAUCUGUCUGUUAAUAUACAGCAAAUCCUUGGUGUUCAACAAGAGAAUAUUUUCCGGCCGAACUUCAUCUAUGCUACUUGGAUGUCUAAUUUUUAUGUCUUACUAAAUACGUCGUCUAAUUCGUGAUCUUAUAUUAUAUUAUCAACUAAACGUGUUUG
This is a messenger RNA of Williopsis jadinii, 2461 nucleotides long. RefSeq lists its product as uncharacterized. The record is from RefSeq and is a predicted model, not a curated record. Bases 240 to 1994 code for a protein of 584 amino acids. NCBI's taxonomy places the organism in Eukaryota, Fungi, Ascomycota, Saccharomycetes, Phaffomycetales, Wickerhamomycetaceae. The transcript has a single exon. Gene Ontology annotation, molecular function: mRNA binding.